UCGCCUGGAAGAAUUGUACUUAUGCAGGGAUAAACCAGAAUGUUGUUAUCGUAGUCCUAGGCUCCUAGCCGCACUUACUCAUCUGCAUCAUGGUGUCAGCAUCAUAUGCUUCCACAAUCUGGAAAUGGAGAACACAGCAAGUGAUCCUGUUAUCAGGGAUUAAGCGUAGAAGAAACAUAAAUGGGAGUUCCUGAAGCUGGUGAAGGUGAAGAUGCACGGAUGAAAUCUGCAAUUUGUACCGGAACCCUUCUACAGGAUGGUUUGGGGGAUACAUCAGGGUUUCCGUCACAGAACAAAAGCACCAGAGAAAGAGAUAAGUACUUGCAGAAGACUGACAAUUCGUUUUAUGGAAUUGUACAGCAUCAAAUCUUCAGUAAGAGAGUGAUGUCCCUUGUUGUUCUUGAGGCACCUCAUAUGUUGGUUGUGUCAUGUACCUUACUACAUAGGGGUGCCCUUAGUCUGCUAGUCACCUGGUGGCCCUGAUCAAUAAGUCUAUGGUAGUUAGUAUUUUCCUUUGGAUCACUAGGAUGUUCACAUGUGUCGCCUAGAGAUUGAUCCUUAUCUUCUUUUUUUUUUUG
This is a messenger RNA of Papaver somniferum (opium poppy), 578 nucleotides long. RefSeq lists its product as uncharacterized. The record is from RefSeq and is a predicted model, not a curated record. The coding region runs from base 181 to 483 and encodes 100 amino acids. The transcript has 3 exons. Lineage: Eukaryota; Viridiplantae; Streptophyta; Magnoliopsida; Ranunculales; Papaveraceae.